Metschnikowia bicuspidata var. bicuspidata NRRL YB-4993 is the source of this 1200-nucleotide messenger RNA. RefSeq names its product Slp2p (gene SLP2). Lineage: Eukaryota; Fungi; Ascomycota; Pichiomycetes; Serinales; Metschnikowiaceae. The transcript has a single exon. Bases 20 to 979 code for a protein of 319 amino acids. Gene Ontology annotation, cellular component: membrane. The record is from RefSeq and is a predicted model, not a curated record.
GUCACCUUCAUUGAUCAAAAUGAAUUCCACACGUAUCAUCAGAUCACCUAGCUUUGGUGUGUCUCGCUGGUAUAGCUCUUUUAACAACACCAGACUUGGGCCCUCGGCUUUGAGCUUUUUUCAGAAGGAACGCUUGCCUACAAACACAUUAGUCAAAUUCGUUCCACAGCAAACAGCCUAUGUUGUGGAACGAAUGGGAAAGUUUCACAAAAUCUUGGAGCCAGGCGUAGCUAUCAUGAUACCUAUUCUCGACAAGAUCACUUAUGUCCAAUCGUUGAAAGAAACAGCGAUCGAAAUUCCUUCGCAGAAUGCCAUAACUUCAGACAAUGUGUCUUUAGAAUUGGACGGAAUUUUGUACGUCAAAGUGCAUGAUCCUUACAAGGCUUCAUACGGUGUAGAGGACUUCAAGUUUGCAAUAAGUCAGUUGGCGCAAACUACCAUGAGGUCCGAAAUUGGGUCAAUGACUUUGGAUUCUGUUUUGAAGGAGAGACAACAUCUAAACAGUAAUAUCAAUGGUAUCAUCAACGAAGCUGCUAAAGAACACUGGGGAGUUCAAUGUUUACGUUAUGAAAUAAAAGAUAUACACCCACCCCAGAAUGUUUUAGAAGCGAUGCACAGACAAGUGAGUGCCGAAAGAUCUAAGAGAGCUGAGAUUUUAGAAUCCGAGGGAACCAGACAAUCUAAAAUUAAUAUCGCAGAAGGUGAAAAACAAUCCAUGAUCCUCCAAGCAGAAGCUACAGCGAUAAGUAUUGAAAAAAUCGCGAAUUCAAUCAAAAAUACACCAGGAGGUAUGGACGCUAUCAAUCUUCAAGUUGCACAACAAUACAUCAAGGAGUUUGGUAAAAUUGCGAAGGAGACCAAUACAAUUGUGCUUCCCUCGAACUUGAAUGACUUAAAUGGCCUCAUGGCGACUGGCUUGUCGCUUUUCAAAUCAAUGAACAAGCAACAGACCGUUACAUCGUCUAAAUCAGAAAAGUGAUAUUUGUAAAUAGAAAUUAUACUAAAUCCUAAAAAUCUGUGCGCUGAAUCUCCACCGUUUUCCCUUCAAAAACCUCAACAGUUCACCAAAAUUUGAUCACACCUCAUCCACCUUCUCAAGGUCUAGUGUGACGGGCAAAUUCGAGUCUUUUCUCGACCUCUUCUUCACGAACUUUUUCCCCUUGAACUUUGAAUAAAGUCUUUCAGAAAACUUUGUGAAAU